GACCUUAAUUUUUGAGCAACAUAAAUAAUUCUUAAACCUGACACAUGAGUUAACAUCAACAGUUUACGUAACGAAUUAAAGAAUAGAAAUAAACAGAAAAAUUACACUUUGAAUAGAAGCCAAGGUAACAAAAAACAUAUAAACAUGGCGAUGGCUAUUGUGAUGGUUUUAUGGAGAUGACGGCAAAGAGUGCUGUCUUGUAGGUCCUACUAGUCAAUAUGGCUACUACUGAAUUGAAGUCUGAUGAAAUUCAAGCACUAUCUUCUAUCUAUGGAAAUGAUUGGCAUAUUUUAGAUGCCAACUCUAAGAAGUUUUCCAUUCAUGUUGCUGCUAACAGUAUCAGCUCCCCAAGGUGGGAGAUAAACUUGCAGGUUCGGAUGCCUCAUGACUAUCCACUUCAGUCACCCCCUGAAUAUCAAAUUGAUGCAGUGUGGCUAAGAGGGGAAGAACGUCUUCGUCUGGAAGAUCAACUUUCACAGGUUUAUUGUGACAACAUUGGGGAAGAUAUUGUUUACUUGUGGGUGGAAGCUGUUAGAGAGUUCCUACAACAAAAGUCAGAUGCAGGCACACGUGUGAAUGAUGAUGUUCUAAAAGUGACUGAACAGAAUGCUGUUGAUUGCAUUGAGAGUACUCCUUUGUUUGAUGAAGACCAGUCAUUUUCCUCUCAUUCAGAUCACUUGCGGAUUCCAGCAAAAGUCAGCCCUCUAGAAACAUGUCCAGAAAUAAUCCAUGGAGCAAUAAUUACAGACAGAAAAAGUACUUUCCAGCCACAUAUGGCUCUAGUGACUGAUAAGUCUCAGGUGAAGGUUGUUUUGAACAAGUUGCUGGAGAAUAAGAAAAUUGCCAAUGCCACUCACAACAUGUUGGCCUACAGGAUAGUCACUGGCACUGGUGUGGUUUACCAUGGUUGUGAUGAUGACGGGGAAACACACGCUGGAUCUAGGAUGCUGCAUUUACUUGAGAUAAUGAAUGUAGAAAAUGUCAUGGUGGUGGUCUCUCGCUGGUAUGGAGGUAUCCAGUUAGGUCCAGAUAGAUUCAAGCACAUCAACAACUGCUGUAGACAGAUACUGGAGUCGAAUGGUUUCAGUGAUGAUAAAGAUGGAAAGAAAGUCUCCAAAAAAGACAAAAAGUCUAGAUGAUAAAUGUCAGUGUGACUAGUUGUCUCCUUCAGGAUGAACUUGGCUGAUGCUGUCAAGUCCUGCUGGCUGUAUUGAUUCUAGUCUUCCACCUCCAAGAUCUUUCAUUGUUCACGUCAGUGUACUGUCUUAAGUUAAGAAACAUUGACUUGGCCGAGUUGUUCUAUACAUUCUAUUUCUGAUACUAUUACAAAUUUUGUAUAAAGUCACCUAAAAUGUACUAAAUACUUGGUUUAAUAAAUUACUAAAAACAUGGAAAUCUAAAACGUCACAAUGGCAAUUGGGCCAAAAAACAAAACAAGUUAAGACUGUACUGCCAUAUAACAAGAUCCUCAGCUCGCACAAGACUUUUCUGCAUUAACCAGUACCAUGGAAAAGAGAGGCAGACAGAUGGAAUGACAUUAAGGAAUGGACUGGCUUAUCUAUGGAAGUAACUUGAAAGCUGGCAAAAGAAAGACAGGAGUGAAAAGAGACUGUUGCCAGAUCAUGUUUUUUAAAGAACAGAUUUAUCUAGAUGAACAGAGACUAAAAUUGUUCUGGCCUCUGCACAUCUGUUUAAAAAAAAAAGUGAAAUAUUUGGAGAUGAUUGCUCUUGCCAGAAAACUGCACCUACCUAUACAAUCUUUCAAUUAUUUUCAUCCCUCAGCAUGCCAGUGAAUGGGAUGACUGUGAAAGCAAUUAAAUAUGGUAGAUGACCAAUGAAAUGUUUCCAUCAAGUCUCAGAGGAACUGCCUCUAUAAUUAUUCUGACCAUAUUAGAAACAAGACGAUUUGAUGUCUGUCCAAACUUUAAGACAUUACAGAUAACUUAACUAGAAACCCCAACAAUUGAUGAGAAAUUAAUUGACCAUGGAUGCGAAGAAAAAAUAUAUAUGCAUACUCUCUCAUUGAUUGUGAGAAUGCUUAGUGGAUUGUUUUAGACAGAAAACUUUGAGAAUGUCGGCUGUUUGACAUUCUCUAAGUAAAUAUAGUAAAACACUUUAAAGGUAUAACAUUAAACUAAAUUUUAUUUGAAAUUCAUAUCAUUGAAUUAUUGCAAUAUUAUUACAUUAUAAAUCCACUUUGUUGUUUUAUUUUUACAAAAUUCUUUGAAGGUUUGAAAAAAUAUACAAAAGGUAAUCUACAGAGCAGAUGAUGAAAGGUCAUCUGUUUCUCUGGCCCACUCAGGGGUAUCCAAAAUGAAAACUCCCACACAGAGAUGUGAACCUGAGACCCCUUAGGAAGCCAAGCUCUUUACCACAGCAUGCGCCACCAUGCCCUGGAAGUCUGUAUUAAAUAUUCUUUAGAUUCAUUUUAGAUUCAUUCUAUUGUCUCAUUAUUGCAUUGAUGAAAUUAUUUUUUAAAUUGUUUUGUGACUUGAUUUAAUCCUUUUGACUACCAGUGGAAAUUAGGGCUGCAACAGCACUUCGCUAUGGAACUUUAUUCUUGGCGAUUACCCUCAGCUGGGUCCAUGUCCAUCCUGCUGUCUUUGUCUCUUGAUCAUCCAAUCUUCUCCAUGUUUGCUUUGGUCUUCCGGCCUUUCUCUUCCCCUGUGGAAAUUUGUUUUCUAUUAUGAAUUAAAUUUUAAUCACACUUAAUAAAAAAAACAACCUUUAAUUUUGUUUUUAAAUCACUGGACAGAAACGUUGGCCACACAAAUUAAACAGACUUACUCUGUUUUCUAAAUAGUUUCCUCUAGUUACUGAGCUACUUUUUAAAUUAAUUUUUUCUUUAAGAAAAAAUAUUCUCAGUUGUACUACAUAAAAAACAGGAAAAGAAAAAAAAAAGAUUUGAAAUUAUUAGCUCAUUAUUUACACACUAAAUGGUUAACAUAAUCCCAAUCAUAACAAACAUGUUUUUUAAAUUGUAAGAUUUUUUAAACCUUAUUUAAUUAUAUUAAAAAAUUCUGCCUAAAAACACACUCACUUUAUGUAACUGAAUUUUCCAACACCCAAUUGCAUCUUGAAAAAAGAAUGACAGUCUCAAUAAUGUUCUACUUUCUUAGAAUGAAAAAAUUCACAUAUACUAUUGAUGAAAACAAUGUGUCACUGACCUUUUAGAACUUUUUCUUAACAUUUAUUUGUCUUUGCUUUAUAGCAGCUCAAGGAUUGUGUUUGUUUUCACUUCAGCCUUCAUAGUGUAACAUAUUUCUCUUACCUCCCCUGUUGCCUUGAGUUAAGGAAUAUGCAGAUGUUUGGAUAUUUAAUUAAAACAAAAAUUCAAAUAAAAUGUAAAUAUUUACUAGAUCUAAAUAGACCAUCUAAUAGCGUCAUAUAUUAUCUAGAUAUUCUUCUAUUAGUGUUUUAGUAUUAUAGUAUGAACGAACCUUGUAGGUAAGUAAUAAUAUUGAAAAACAGGUUCUGGGUUUAGUUUAGUUAAAACUAAUACAAGGAUUCAGCUCUAGCACUACCAGGCAUUGCACUCUCCUUUAGACAACUGGUCUGCUCCCCACAUUUCUAGACUGAAUUGUGUAGUUGGUCAUUCUAAGGAAUCAGUAGUAUAAAAGUAACCUUCCUAAUUAAUCCAUCAGUAAGAAAAUAACUAUCAAAAUUAUUGUUGGGAGCAUACAUACUUAUUGUUGACUUCAUUUUUUCUUAUCAAUUAUUCUUAUCAAUGCCUUCAUUCUAGUCUUACUAUACAAUGUAUAAGCAAGUCUUUUAAGAACUGUUUUCAUUUGUAUGAAGAAACUAGAAAAAUGUAAAGAAUAUGUUAUUAAAAAACAAAGCUUAUAUUUAGCGUAGUUGUAUUCAUUUUUGUGGAUCAGUCAUGUCAUUAAAUGUGUAAUAGAUCUAGACUAAAACUAAUAAAACUGUGCUAUUCUAAA
This is a messenger RNA of Biomphalaria glabrata, 3938 nucleotides long. Its product is annotated as protein IMPACT-B-like. Gene Ontology annotation, molecular function: protein binding. Gene Ontology annotation, cellular component: cytoplasm. Bases 219 to 1139 code for a protein of 306 amino acids. The transcript has 10 exons. Gene Ontology annotation, biological process: regulation of translational initiation. The record is from RefSeq and is a predicted model, not a curated record. Lineage: Eukaryota; Metazoa; Mollusca; Gastropoda; Planorbidae.